Chara braunii is the source of this 729-nucleotide messenger RNA. Lineage: Eukaryota; Viridiplantae; Streptophyta; Charophyceae; Charales; Characeae. The record is from the annotation of a GenBank genome assembly.
AGAUCGGGUUGGGAUUGCAAAAGAUUGGCUCGGGUGAGGGCAGAGUGGGGGGAGGGCAGAGUGGGAAAAGACGGGAUUGGGAGGAAGCCGAAUCAGAAUGAGAAGGGAGUACGUGGGGGACGGAAUGGGAUCGAGACGGGUCGGUUGGAGAUGGAUUGGGGACAGAACAGGAGCGGGUGGGAGCGGAGUGGGAACGGAGUGGAGACGCAGAACGGGGAUCACGGACAGACAGAAAUGGGGUGGAAUUGAGGCGGGAGCGGGAGCAACAUUGGAAAGGUCUGGAUCCGACGAGGAUUGGGAUGGGAAUGGAAACGGUACUGGAUGGAGGUUGGCUCGAGGUCGGGAGGAUGGAACAACCUGGGGACGGAGUCGAGCACGGGAUAAGAACGAGGUGGGAUCGAGAUCGGAUGGGUCUUACUGGGAAUGGGGGUGGGAUAGGGUACCGAGAGGAGGGGAUAUGGAAUUAGAUGGAACGGGUACAAGAUCUGGACGGGGCCGGAGAGGGACAGGGAAAGGAAUGAGAACGGAUGGGGAUGGAGCGGACUUAGGAUGCGAUCAGAAUCUGGGUGGGGUGGAUCGGGAUAGGAACAAGGUCGGGGUGGAGCAGGAUUGGGGUGGAGCGGGAUUGGACAGAUCCGAAUAGGUGUGGAGCUGGGAGCGGAACCACAAGGGUCAGCGGUCUGAACUGGGAAGGGACAGGCUCGAGGUUGGAGCGGGAUCUAGACAGAA